CAAAAAAAAUAGGUGGAUUAAAAGCCUCCCAGGGACACUGUGGGCUGUUUUGCAAUGAACAGGUCCUCCCGCAAGUUCAAGCCAUUCUAUUUGUCGCACACGUUACCAUUGUGAUUUUUAAUAUAUAUAUAUAUCUAAUACAUUGCAAUUGAUUUAAAGCCACUCCUGGACUGGAUCUCCCUGACACACAAAUAACCUGCCAUGUGAUGUCAGUCACUGUCAUCGCUUCCGGGUUAGAGAGAAGUAAAUGUGGAGUCGUUGCUCCUCUCCAGCUCUUGGCCGCGAAUGAUUGCUCCGGAAGACUGGAGUUGCAUCGUCUCUGCCUCUGUGCAGCGCGGCGGUGCGGGUGGAAUCGCGCCAGACCCGACUGGUCCUGAGCGCCCGGUGUCCUGUCCCGGGCAGGAUCGCUCGUGCCGGGGCUCUGACCGGGACGGAGCGUGGAGCUGCAGUGGGGUGAUCCUGGACCGCAGGCGUGGGGUGGUCCUGUGUCAUGGGCUGAUCUUUCUCCCCUUUCUCCAGCAGCCGGACCGCGACCUCACUCGCGGGACGUUCCUCCUGCCCGGGGCAUUCCACAAGGAUCUGCGGGUUCAGGUGCAGUUUUCCAGAAACGAUUGCAAACCCAAACAGGUUCUUCCAGUUCGGGAGAAUGAUGCAACCGGACAGGACUUUGAUGAUCCCGCAUCGGGUUUCAAGCCCAGUUUGUCUUGGACUGCUGGUCGCCUGACAGAUGCACAACUCCCCCAUAGCCAGGCUGAGAUGCUGAUGUUGUGCUCUUGCCCAGAAUUUAGGCAAAUCUUCCGAACUUUGUUCAGCAAAUUAGACAAGUGGCACUUCUACAGCGAGGAAGAAAAAAGCGAGUGCGGUAAACUUCAAAAUGACAGCCUGGGUUUGGUUUGGUUUGGUGUGUUGCAGUGCCCAGGUUGGCAAGAUUGCCCGGGAGGAGAUCAUCCCCAGUACAUUAGUAGCACAUCUUUACAGAAAGGGGAACCUCUAUUCACUUGUGCUUCCCCAUUUGCCUCUUUCUCUUCCCACAUUUUCAUGAACACUUUCAGUAAAGGAAUAGUGAGUAAUCUUGCAGGAGAAGACAAUGCCAUGAUAUUAACUGAUGCCCGCUGUCUGCCGGGCACCGAAGGCGGUGGCGUUUAUAUAAAGUCGAAAGAUCUGUAUUAUUUAGCCGGCUUAAUUGUGGCCCCUCUUUGCUGGAAAGCCAAUGAGUGGAUUGGGUUGACGUUGGUGUGUUCAGUGGGUUCCAUCAUCAAGAAUAUUGGAAGGUUUUUGAAGGUUUUUGACUACAGUGGUAAGAGAAUGUUGCCAUUCUGGACAGUGCCUGACUACCUGACUAUCCCAGGAAGGCACAGGUUAACUCAAUUGCUUAGCACAGUAGCCCUGCUGGAGAGUGGAAGAGUUUGGGGAUCAGGAGUGAUUAUCAGCCCCAAACUGAUUCUUACUUGUCGACAUGUGUUAAAUGGAGAAUCAACUGUGAAAGUGAAAAUACACCCCGACUCAAACAGGUGCCUUGUGUUGAAGGGAAGAGUCUUGUUUGCUACAAAAGAUAAUUCGGCUUAUGAUGUGGCAGUGGUGGAACUUGAAGAAGGUCUGUCAGCUGUUGAAACAAUUACAGCUGCCUCUGAAUUUAAUACCGGAGAGGAUGUCUACAUUGUUGGUUAUGGAGUCUUUGGCCAGCGUUGUAGUGCAUCUGUGACUAGUGGUGUUGUGUCUGCUGUAGUUACUGCCGCCAGUCAGCCUGUGAUGCUUCAGACAACGUGUGCCGUCCACGCUGGAGCCAGUGGUGGACCUAUCUUCAGAAAAAACAGCGGUGAAUUGCUGGGAAUUGUAUCCAGCAAUGCCCGAAAUAACACUGUGGGAGCCAGUUACCCCCAUCUGAACUUCAGCAUUCCUAUCACAGUUCUGCAGCCUCUACUCUCUGUAUACACCCAAAGCAGGGACAUCAGUGUCUUUGAGACACUGAACACAGCAAAUGAUAGAUUGCAUGCACUAUGGAGACUCCAAGGGAGACUUUCAAGUUUACAGAAGAGUAAAUUGUAAGUGUAUGGUGAUGCUUCAGAUCCAAAAGUUAAUACAUUUCCUUCAUAACCCAAAGAUUUUUUUUUGCAAGAAAGUUAAAAGUCAAAUUUAUUUUUAAAAAUUGUGAAUGGCAUUAUUAUUCAGUAUCCUGACCAAGAAGUAGAACACAGUAGUGUUAAAAGCAGCACUUUUAAGAGUUAAGUUCUGGAGUAAAGUAUUAGGUUUCAGGUGAUUAUGCUUUACCUGACCUACUUGCCCUGCAGAUCUCUCCCAGAUGCUCCUCUGAUCUUUCUGAUAGAAAUAGGAGUAGGGGUGACAGGUGCUUAAGAUAGGAUCUAAAAGUGAUCUUUGCUGAAUAUAUUGACUGUUUCAAAGUGCUUAUUAAGUUUUUUAAAUGUGUUAAAUUUAUGUUAUUAAAUCUUUGUCCCUUGCUCUCAUCCAUGCUUAUUUAGAAUUGGUAGUAUUUUUUGUGAUCAGAUCGUAAUUGCAGCUCCGAGCAUUCCUCUCCAAUCUUCUCGGACCACAUUGGGAAUGGGAGGCAUCUGAGUUUCUGAUCCUCUGGUACUCUUUCAUCAAAAA
Messenger RNA from Callorhinchus milii (elephant shark), 2604 nucleotides. RefSeq names its product trypsin like peroxisomal matrix peptidase 1 (gene tysnd1). Gene Ontology annotation, cellular component: peroxisome. Lineage: Eukaryota; Metazoa; Chordata; Chondrichthyes; Chimaeriformes; Callorhinchidae. The transcript has 4 exons. The coding region runs from base 286 to 2046 and encodes 586 amino acids. Gene Ontology annotation, biological process: protein processing; regulation of fatty acid beta-oxidation. The record is from RefSeq and is a predicted model, not a curated record. Gene Ontology annotation, molecular function: serine-type endopeptidase activity.